Molecule: messenger RNA, 1182 nt
Organism: Conger conger (European conger)
Lineage: Eukaryota; Metazoa; Chordata; Actinopteri; Anguilliformes; Congridae
Product: collagen alpha-1(XIV) chain-like
Exons: 5
Coding region: 37-1182 (381 amino acids)
Source: RefSeq, a predicted model, not a curated record
CACCUGUAAGACCGAGAGGGAGAUCUGUGUGUGACAAUGGGAGCUAUUGUAGCAUUAGCAGUGUUGUUGGGAACUUUAUCUUCUUCAUCUUGUUUAAGUCCUAAAGUAGCUGACAUUGUAUUGCUGGUGGAUGGUUCAAUAAACCUUGGCAAGGAGAAUUUCAAAGAAGUCAUGGAAUUCCUCAUGAACCUGGUUGACCUCUUUUUCACGGAGAGGGACAACCUGCAGUUUGGUCUGGCUCACUACGCUGCGGAUGUGACUGACGUGUUCUACCUCAGCACGUACAAGAACAAGGACGACAUCCUCGAAGCCAUCACCAAGACUGAGUACAAAGGAGGCCGUAGGCUCAACACCGGCGCUGCCAUAAAACACGUUCAGGACAAUUAUUUCGUCAAAUCGAAGGGGAGCAGGAAUGAUACGGGUGUCCCCCAGAUCCUGAUGCUCGUUAAUGGCGGGAGGUCUCAGGAUGACGGGAAGUCGGCCGCCCUCGGUCUCAGAAACGCCGGUGUUCGGAUCUUCGCCAUCGGGGUGGGCGACAUUAAGGAUGAACUCACCGGCCUGGGGAGUGAGGCAGCCACUGUGCACACAGCUAAAACCUUCCUGGAGCUCUCCGAACUGAACGAGCAGAUCUUGCAGGCUCUGGACGAUGACGUGAGGUGUCGGAAAGGUUUUGAAUGUCAGAUACUGACUGAGUCUGAACCAGCAGUUAAGAAGCCUGGAGAAUCCUACAAACUGACUUGUACAGCCUCUGGGUUCACAUUCAGUGGCUUAUAUCUGCACUGGAUCAGACAGGCUCCUGGGAAGGCACUGGAGUGGAUUGCUUAUAUUAGUACACAGAGUACACCCAUCUACUAUUCCCAGUCUGUUAAGGGAAGAUUCACUGUAUCCAGAAACGACUCCAACAGCAAGCUGUAUUUACAGAUGAACAGUCUGACAGCUGAAGACACUGCUGUGUAUUACUGUGCCAGGUCGCUUUAUUCCAGCUUAGAGCUGGGAGUGCCAGAAGCACCAACAGUGCCCGAGCGGACCCAGUACAAGAAUUGCAAGCCUGUUCACCAGUGGAAGGACGUACAGACCACAUCCACUGGUUGGAAGACCAGGAGCCCACCUGUUACGGGGACUGCGGCGAUUUGCAAGCUGGCUCACCAGUGGAAGGACACAGUCAAUGUGGCUCUAUGGUAG